Molecule: messenger RNA, 1041 nt
Organism: Metarhizium robertsii ARSEF 23
Lineage: Eukaryota; Fungi; Ascomycota; Sordariomycetes; Hypocreales; Clavicipitaceae
Exons: 3
Coding region: 1-1041 (346 amino acids)
Biological process (GO): intracellular protein transport; vesicle-mediated transport; vesicle fusion
Cellular component (GO): SNARE complex; membrane; endomembrane system
Molecular function (GO): SNAP receptor activity; SNARE binding
Source: RefSeq, a predicted model, not a curated record
AUGUGGCGAGACCGCACCAACCUCUAUAUUUCCUACCGUCAAUCGUACGCACAUCAUCCGACGCAGCGGAACAAGUAUGUCGGCUCGAAUAUCUCAGGCUCCAAUGCCUUCUCUGCUGCGUACUCAAGUAGCAGCUAUGCUGCUGAAGAUCGAAGGGGGCUCCUCUCGAGUGGCGGGUUCGACGACGAUGGCGACGCGGUGAUUGAGAUGGAUUUGCUGCCGCCUCGCUGGGCUGAUGUCUCCGACGAGAUUACUGAGUUGCUGGCCGACGUGGCGACCAACGGACACAACCUUGAGAAGCUACAUCAGCAGCAUGUCCUCCCGGGAUUUAAUGACGACGAGGCAAAAAAGACACAAGAAACACAAAUUGAACGGCUGACCCAACAAAUAACGAAAGCAUUCCAUGACUGUCAGCGGAAGAUCCAGCGUGUGGAGCAAAUGGUUCGCGAGUCCAAAGAGUCUGGAACUCUUACGAAAGCCGAAGAGACGAUGGCAAGGAAUAUUCAGAUAUCUCUAGCAACAAGAGUUCAGGAAGCGAGCGCUAGUUUCAGAAAGAAGCAAAGCGCAUAUCUUAAGAAACUUCGAGACAUGGGAGGACUAGGCACCCUCACUCCAGGAGACUCAUCCUCCAUGCCGCAGGCGGGCUCGGAUAUAGACUCGUCGCUACAAGAAUCAGACGCCGACCGGUCUUUUUCGCAAUCUACACUCCAAGCCGCAUCGCAACAGAAACUCCUGCAUUCCAACGACGCUGCGAUAGCUCAGCGAGAGCGCGAGAUCGAGGAGAUUGCGCAAGGUAUUAUUGAACUAUCUGAUAUAUUUCGCGACCUUCAAACGAUGGUUAUAGACCAGGGCACAAUGCUUGACCGUAUCGACUACAACGUGGAGCGAAUGAAUGAGAACGUCAAAGGCGCUGACCGGGAACUGACGGUGGCCUCAGGCUACCAGAGAAGGACUACCAAGAGGAAAAUAAUCCUUCUCCUCAUUCUAAUCAUUGCGGGAUUAUUUAUUCUCCUUCUCGUAAAGCCAAAGAGACAUGAUUGA